GUAAUUUUUUUUCUCAUUAUCAUCUCGCGAGAUUUGGUAACGCUGUCCACUUCCUGUCACCAGCCUUUCGCAGCCAUGAUGCAGGAAGGGCUGGACGACGGACCUGAUUUCCUCUCCGAGGAGGACAGGGGACCCCGAGCAAUGAACGUUGAUCUGGAGAUGGAUGCUACUCUACAAGUGGACAUCUCUGAUGCUCUUAGCGAGAGGGACAAGGUGAAGUUUACUGUCCACACCAAGAGCACUCUCCCAAACUUCAAACAGAACGAGUUCUCUGUGGUCCGACAGCAUGAAGAGUUCAUCUGGCUGCAUGACUCGUUUAUCGAAAAUGAAGACUACGCAGGAUACAUUAUCCCUCCAGCUCCUCCCAGGCCAGAUUUUGAUGCAUCCAGAGAGAAGCUGCAGAAGCUCGGGGAGGGCGAGGGAUCCAUGACGAAGGAGGAGUUCACUAAAAUGAAGCAGGAGCUGGAGGCAGAGUACCUGGCCAUCUUCAAGAAAACUGUUGCCAUGCACGAGGUCUUCCUGUGUCGCGUGGCGGCUCAUCCUGUUCUCAGGAAGGACCUCAACUUCCACGUCUUUUUGGAAUACAACCAGGAUCUGAGCGUACGAGGGAAGAACAAGAAGGAGAAGCUGGAGGAUUUCUUUAAGAACGUGGUGAAGUCAGCCGAUGGGGUUCUAGUGGCUGGAGUCAAGGAUGUAGACGACUUCUUUGAGCACGAGAAGACGUUUCUGUUAGAAUAUCACAACAGAGUCAAAGAUGCGUCGGCCAAAUGUGACAGAAUGAUUCGUUCUCACAAAAAUGCUGCUGACGACAUGAACAGAAUCGCCUCCUCCCUCUACACACUAGGAACACAAGACUCCAUGGACCUCUGCAAGUUCUUCCUGAAGGUCUCGGAGCUGUUUGACAAAACGAGGAAAGUUGAAGCUCGGGUUGCAGCUGAUGAAGACCUGAAACUGGCUGACCUGCUUAAAUAUUACCUGAGAGAGUCUCAGGCUGCAAAGGACCUUCUGUACCGGAGAAGCCGGGCUCUGGUGGACUAUGAGAACGCUAACAAAGGUCUGGAUAAAGCUCGAGCUAAAAACCGAGACGUUCUGCAGGCUGAGACCAGCCAACAGCUCUGCUGCCACAAGUUUGAGAAGAUCUCAGAGUCUGCCAAGCAGGAGCUCAUAGACUUCAAGACCAGAAGAGUGGCAGCAUUCAGGAAGAACCUGGUGGAGCUGGCAGAACUGGAACUUAAACACGCUAAGGGAAACCUCCAGCUGCUGCAGAGCUGCGUGGGGGUCCUAAACAGUAACACCUAACCACGGGACGCUCAGCUAGCUGGACAGGCCAGCUGUGAGGACGGAACCAGUACCAAUGGACAAACAACACUGAGAACCGGGCCAGGGAGACAGAGACAUGAGACGGCACAGUCUGUUGUCUUCACCUCUAAACAGUUUCACGCUUCCUCCCACUCUUCUUCUCUCCGUCAGAGCCCCCGUACUGGUCCUGCUGGUUCAGCAUCAGAUGUGCAAUACGUGUACCGGUCCUCCUGACCCAAAGUCACAGUUGCAACUCUUGCUGUUCAUGUUCUUUCCUUUUGAUCCAGCAGAACCACUUGGGUCCACUUGGAGCUUGUCCAGCAGUUCAAUCUGGACACGCCUGGUCCAGGAACCGAACCACCAUGAGCCCAAGUGGUCUCUGCUGGUCUCCCCAACCCAGACCCGACCCAAGCGUCUCCAGAGUUGGAUGCCAAUGAGUCAGUUUCCAGUUUUUGUAGAAAGUAAAGAAUAAAAUCUGUUUGGUCAGCGAUGCAACAAAAGCAGUCACACCUGAGUCAACUUCCUGUUUGAUCUCAGAGUUCAGAAAUGUAAAGUAAAAUCUCCACCGUCCAUUUUUUUUAUUUUUAAGACAGAGGCAGAACAUCUGUGACUUGUAGGAAGAGAAACGUUCACUAAUCUGUUUAAUUUUCAGAAAUCACAUUUUAGCAAGAGUCCAAACACCCACCCACCCCCCAGCUCUGGUGUCGUGUGGCAGAUCGUUCUGGGUUCCCGUUCUCGUUAAGAUGUGGUUUCAGAACCAUCACCUGAAGAGUCUGCGUCCUUGUUGGGAUUAACUAAUGAAUGCUAAUCAGAACUUUGUUUUUGUCUCAGCCUUAACGUCGGUCAUUUAACUGUUUUGUUAUCUUUACAAUAAAUCUGUUUCCUUUUUUUUCUUUA
Messenger RNA from Nothobranchius furzeri (turquoise killifish), 2196 nucleotides. The record is from RefSeq and is a predicted model, not a curated record. NCBI's taxonomy places the organism in Eukaryota, Metazoa, Chordata, Actinopteri, Cyprinodontiformes, Nothobranchiidae.